Messenger RNA from Gaeumannomyces tritici R3-111a-1, 3377 nucleotides. Its product is annotated as condensin complex component cnd2. Gene Ontology annotation, cellular component: condensin complex. Gene Ontology annotation, biological process: mitotic chromosome condensation. Lineage: Eukaryota; Fungi; Ascomycota; Sordariomycetes; Magnaporthales; Magnaporthaceae. The coding region runs from base 194 to 2839 and encodes 881 amino acids. The transcript is spliced from 4 exons. Gene Ontology annotation, molecular function: chromatin binding. The record is from RefSeq and is a predicted model, not a curated record.
CAACGGGCAACUAAAAAACCCGCGACCGCCACAAACCCCGCCCUUGCAUGACAGCCAGCGCGAACGAUAGAGACAGUGAAAGAACAGACAAAACAUCAAAUACUACGGUACAGCAGGACUGCGAGCACCGCCGAUGCGAUAAACCGCCCCGUCACCGCCAUUCCCCCUGUCGCUCGACGAUACAGCCACCAAAAUGCCCCGCGUCACGCAGGUGUCGCGCAGCAGCAGCAGGCGGAGCACCAGCAGGCAGGUCUCCGGGUCCAUCUCACAGUCUCCUUUCAAGUCGCCCGUAAAGAUCCCCCUCAAUGACGAUGCGCAGGAGAAGGCCCAGCGCAUGCACUCGCGCCAGGCCCUCCAUGAAGCCCAGAUCAACCAGCUCAAGGCCGCCGCCGCGACGCCCUCGAAGCGGUCUGUCAGCAUCAGGCUGGAGGACCUCGAGAAUGUCAACUCCUCGCCCGGCUCCGACCCUCGCACUCCCCGCUCCCGCGCCAGCGCCGGCGGUAAAGAUUCAACCAUCAUCGAUGACGACGGCUUCGUGGUCGGCGGCAGCGCCGUCACGCCCAUGAAGCGUGUCCCCAUUCUGGCCAACUUCGAGGAAUGGAUGAAGAUGGCCACCGACAACAAGAUCAACCAGGCCAACUCGUGGAACUUUGCCCUGAUCGACUACUUCCACGACAUGUCGCUGCUCAAAGAGGGUGAUGGCGUCAACUUCCAGAAGGCAAGCUGCACCCUCGACGGAUGCGUCAAGAUCUACACCAGCAGAGUCGACAGCGUCGCAGAGGAGACCGGAAAGCUCCUCAGUGGCCUCGCAGACAGCCGCGACAGCAAAAACAAGAGGGCCGAGGGUGACGCCGAAGACAGCGGGGCAGAAGACGAGGUUGAUGAGGACGGCAACGUUAUCAAGAAGCCCAAGAAGAAGGCGCGAUCGGCCGAGGCGACCCUUGCGCCUUCCUUCGCGUCUCUUCAGCUGAAAAAGCUCGAGCUCGAGUUUGCCGUGGACCCCUUGUUCAAAAAGGCAUCAGCCGACUUCGACGAGGGUGGUGCCAAGGGACUGCUACUUAAUCACCUGAUGAUCGACACCCAUGGUCGUAUCGUUUUUGACAGCAGCGACGACAAAAACGACACCAGCGAGGCCAGGAGAGACGAGACAGAGGACGAAGGUGACGACACUGCACUAGGUGCCGAGGAGGCUGUUGAAGUCGGGUCCGCCGCCGCCGCCCCUGCCAAAGAAGACGACUAUGAGGACGUCGACAUCGAUGUUGGCGCGCUGGGCGCGCGCUUCUUUCCCGAGCUCGGCCGCCUCGACGAAUUCGAUGUUUGCCCUUCACUCAAAACAUUCGAUCUCGGAGACCCUACUGGCACCAUGGACAUCCCCUUUCUCCGCGCACCCGACGACUGGAGACAAGACUCAGACAAGGAUAAGACCCCCGGCCCUGACGGAGCGGGAGACAAGUCUGGCAUGUACAUCGACGACGACAACCCGCUUGGGUUCGACGACGACGAAGGCCUUGGCGGUUUUGACCUGAACGAGGUCAACAUCAAUUUUGGCGAGGGCGGCGAGGCUUGGGCGCGGGAGGCAGCAUUGGAGCCCCAGAUGCGUGUCUUUGACGCUGGCCUCGGCGACGACGGCGCCGGCGGGGAUGGUGUCGAUAUGCUCGACAAGGCCGAGGGUGAUUUUGUCGUGUCCAUGUCACACGCCCAAAAGGAGGACAAGGUGCAUGAGGACAUACUCAGCUACUUCGACCAGGCGCUUCAGAAGAACUGGACCAGCGCCGAGCAUUGGAGGAUCCGCAAGAUCAAGGACGUCAACAAGCCGGCCGCUCCGGCACGGCAGCGGAAGGAGAAGGAGGCCUUCGAGAUCGAUUUUCUGUCACCGCUCGACCCUGCUCUCGGCGACGUAAUCUACACACAAGCGUCGGGCAAUUCGGCCAUCUCGAUGCCAAAGAAGGACUGGAAGUCCAAAUCGCGUAACCUCAUCCCCGACGACAAACACUUCAACUCCAAACAGCUACUGUCCCUUUUCCUCAAACCCAAAGCGCGCCUCGGCCGCAAGCGGAGGCUUGGCGGCGGCGGCGGUGGCGUGUUCGGAAACGCGCACGAGGAGCAGCAAAACGACGUGCCCGACGGCCACAUGGACGAGGCGUUCUGGGCGUCCCAAAAAGCGCCACUGAUGCAAUCCACAGAGCGCCCAGGCGACGACACGGGGCUGCCGCAGGGCGACUACGACGCCAACUUCUUCGACGACGGUCUUCCCUUCGCCGGCGGAGACGACGACGAAAUGGACGAAUUUGCCGACGCUCGCGAGCACUUCUCGCCCGGUGUCGACGGGGCCAUGAUGGGCGACCCAGGAGUUACGGACGCCUUUGGGACCGCCUUCAACGGCCUGACGGUUACGAAUCCGGCCGACCUGGCGUUUGGCACCAUGUUGGUAACGCAGAGCAGGCGGGUGCGGCCCGAGUAUGUGCAAUAUGCACGAGUCGCCAAAAAGGUCGACGUCAGGAGGUUGAAGGAGGAGAUGUGGAAGGGCAUGGGCCUUGAGGCAUUGGACAACGCCCCUGACAGAUCUAGAUUGCUGACGCCGCCUCCCGACGCUGCCGAAGCCGCUGGGGCUGCUGGUCCUGCCAAGGAGGAGCCGACACUGAAGUUCACGGAUGUGAUGAAUAACCUGCAGAAGGUGUAUCCCAAGACGGUUAUGGAUGACAUCUCGACGAGCUACUGCUUCAUCUGCGUCCUGCAUCUAGCAAACGAAAAGGGCCUCAUCAUCGAGAAGACCGAGGACCUUUCGGAGCUGGAGAUUCGCAAGGACUGGACGGCAGAGAUAACAGAGGGCGGCGAGUGAACGAGUAAGAGCCGGCAUUUUACACCUUGCCAUAUGGCCAUGACUUGACUUGGAUAUGGUCAACGUCGCCAGAUACGACGCAUGGGCACUGAAAUCAGUAUGAAUGAUGAGAUUCGGGAUGCGCGUUUUGGUCCCUUGGUUGCUCUUCUCUACCUCUCCUUAGUAUAUCGACCGAGAUACCCUCUCCUGUAUCAACGGGUAGUUUGAUGGUAUUUUGUCCCAGGAGCUUGUUUGCCUUGAUUUCGAGCGUACUGACCGACCCUGUCGAGGACGCUGGACUUGAGUUUGCCGGCUUCCCGUCAACAAGUCCUUGUAUCGCCUUUGGUUCUUUCUCUUGAUAAUCAAGGAUCUGAUGCCUUGUAACAUCGUGGCUCCUGUGGCCACGAUGGCAAUCUUGUUUUCGUAUUUCCUUGUUUUUUCCUUGGUCCCUGUUUUCCUGUUUAAUGCCCCUGAACAGUGCUAGUUGCAACCAUCACGUGCAUACCACGAGCCAUAACAGUAGAGGCCGAUUUCCCAAGGGGGUCAUUUUCUAUUCCGU